AUGCCUGGCCUGGUCACUGCCACGGGUGUGCUGGCUUUCCUGGCCGACGAGGAGCCAGAACUCAAGGUAUUUGCCCUGCAGACGCUUAACGACGAUAUCGACACGGUUUGGUUCGAGGUCGCCGGCGCUCUCGGUCAGAUCGAGGCACUGUACGAGGACGAAGCCUUUCCCGAACGAAAGUUAGCUGCCCUUGUUCUUGCCAAAGUUUAUUACCACCUCCAGGCCUACGACGAGAGCAUGUUUUUUGCCCUGGCCGCGGGUGAGCUAUUCAAACUGGACAAUCCUGGCGAGUUUGAGGAGACCAUCAUAUCCAAGUGUGUCGAUCACUACAUUGCCACCAAGAAUGGGGACCACACCGUCAUCGAGACAAAAAACAAGGACACCGCCCUCCCGGCUCUAGCUACGGCGUUCGCCAGCACAGGCGCUGACGGUAGCGCUUCGUCCUUGAUCUCCCCCACCACGCCCUUCUCCCAGUCGACCUUGCCGUCCAAAUCCCUCCUCUCCCGAGCCUCCGUCGACAACACCAUUAUCGAUCCCUCUUUCGAACCGCAGAAGAAGCAGCACCGGUCGUCUUCUAUCGCUUUGACCAAUAGCGAGCUCGAUACUCGACGGGCCAUCGACCGAGUGAUUGAACGGCUAUUCGAGAGCUGCUUAAAAGAAAAACGUUAUCAGCAGGUUGUCGGCAUCGCCGUCGAAGCAAAGAGACUUGAUGUGGUCAGCAAAGUUAUUCAGCGCGCUGAUGACGACUACAAACGCAACAAGGGCAAGUCUACACAGGAUGACGCUAUGGGUCCUGCUGAAGAGCUGCUAGAUUACUGCUUGAGUAUAUGCAUGGAUGUAGUCCAAGAACGAGCGUUCCGGGAUGAUAUCCUACAGCUCGUUCUCGAUAUUCUCACCAGCGGCCGGGCUAAGGAUCCCGACUACUUCUCCAUCGCCAAGUGCAUUGUUUAUCUCAACAAAAACGAGCAAGCGCGCACAGUUAUCCAACACCUCGUCAAAGCCGAGACUGUAGAAGCUACCGCCAUAGCUUACCAGUUCGCCUUCGACCUAUACGAUAACGGCACGCAGGAAUUCCUGGGUAAGGUCACCUCUGGGUUACCCAAGGUUAAUCCCCCUGUCGAGAAGAACGAUGCCCCGUCCGUUGGGGAGUCAGAAAGGGAUCCCUUAUUAGGCAGUGAAACCGGCGAAGCUGAUUCUGAACCCGAUGAGGCGGAUGAGAAGAAGAUUACCAUUUACAGAAACAUCCGCUCUAUCCUCGACGGUAAUAAAACGAUCAAGCUCAAUCUCGAGUUCCUCUAUCGUAACAAUCACACCGAUUUGAGCAUUCUCAACAAGGUUCGGGAUAGUCUCGAGGGCCGAAACUCCAUUUUCCACACUGCCGUCACAUUCUGCAAUGCCUUCAUGAACCAAGGCACUACCAACGACAAGUUCUUCCGGGACAAUCUGGAGUGGCUCGGCAAAGCCGUCAACUGGUCCAAGUUCACCGCAACGGCCGCACUUGGUGUAAUCCACCGCGGAAACCUCUCCCAGUCAAGGAAGCUCCUGGAACCCUAUCUCCCACGAGGCACUGGCGGUAUCAGUGGCGGCUCACCCUAUUCCCAGGGCGGCGCCCUCUAUGCAUACGGUCUCAUCCACGCCAACCAUGGCGCUGAUGCGUUGGAUUACCUGAAGACGCAGUUCACAGCUGCCGAGGAGGAAGUUAUCCAGCACGGUGGCGCUCUGGGCCUUGGACUUGCCGGUAUGGCGAGCGGGAACGAAGAGAUCUUUGAGAAUCUCAAAGCCGUGCUGUACGCCGAUUCUGCGCUCAACGGCGAGGCUGUUGGCCUCUCAAUGGGGUUGAUCAUGUUAGGCACUGGCAAUGUUAAAGCUUUGGAGGACAUGGUCGCUUACGCGCACGAGACAUCUCACGAGAAGAGCGUGCGAGGUUUGGCUUUAGGCAUGUCCCUGAUCAUGUACGGCCAGCAGGAGGGUGCGGACGUCAUGAUCGAAGGUCUCCUGAAUGACCCGGACCCUACCUUGCGAUACGGCGGCAUCAUGACUGUGGCGAUGGCCUACUGUGGCACCGGUAGCAACAAAGCAAUUCGGAAGCUGCUGCACGUCGCUGUCAGCGACGUGAAUGAUGACGUGCGCCGAAUCGCGGUCAUGAGCUUGGGCUUCAUCUUAUUUCGUAAGCCCGGCAGCGUCCCCCGCAUGGUUGAGCUCCUCUCCGAGUCGUACAACCCCCAUGUUCGUUACGGUUCCGCCAUGGCUCUCGGUAUCUCGUGCGCCGGAACCGGGCUGGACGAGGCUAUCGACCUGCUAGAGCCCAUGAUGAAGGAUCCUACCGAUUUUGUAAGACAGGGAGCCUUGAUCGCCCUGGCCAUGAUUAUGAUUCAGCAGAACGAGGUGAUGAACCCCAAGGUUGCGUCAAUUCGCAAGACUCUCAAGAAGGUGGUGGGCGAUCGUCACGAAGACGCGAUGACAAAAUUUGGUGCGGCCCUUGCCCUCGGCAUAAUCGACGCCGGUGGACGCAACUGCACGAUCGGCCUGCAAACGCAGACAGGCAAUCUCAAUAUGGCCGGCAUCGUCGGGAUGGCCGUCUUCACCCAAUACUGGUACUGGUUCCCCUUCACCCAUUUCCUAUCACUGGCCUUCAGUCCUACCUCAAUCAUCGCUCUUGAUCACGACCUGGACAUUAUCGAUGUCAAGUUCCACUGCGCCACGAAGCCGAGUCUUUUCGACUACCCUCCAGAGCAGGAGAUCAAAGCCGAAGAGGGUCCGACCAUGAUCGCGACCGCCAUCCUUUCGACGACUGCCCAAGCCAAACGCCGAGCGCAAAAGAAGGAACGGGCACAGCGACGGGAGAGCAUGGAUAUCGACGCGACUGCCACCCCAACUACUUCUAAGCCAGGCACGAGCGGUGAUAAGAUGGAUGUAGACGCGAAGAGGAAAUCGAGCGACCUCAACAAAGACAAGAAGGAAGGCGAGACACCCGCGCCAGGCGAUAAGGAGGCAUCCACGCCUCCUGCAGACACUAAGAAGAAGUCCGAGAAGGAAAAGCCAGGCUAUGACAUCGAGAAUAUGAGUCGCGUCCUCCCCGGGCAGCUUAAGUAUAUCAGUUUGGUUAAGGGACGUUACUGGCCGGUUAAGCUAGUGAGGCCCGGUCCCCUGCCUACCGGGGGUCCAAUACUGCUUCACGACAUGCAACCGGAGAAGGACAAGGUCAUUAUCGAAGAGAAACUGAAGAAGGUGGCAACGGAGAAGGCUCCUAUAGCUGGUGGCAGUACCGCUCCCAACCGCAACCCUCGAACGAUGGAGGAAGCAAUCCUUAGCCGGCUAGGAGGGCGGGACCGGCUGGCCACUCCCAGCCGAACCAACACGUCGGGAGCCGCAGCGGCGGCAGGAGUUUUGACGGCUAUCGAUGAGGAUGGCGAAGGAGACGAAGAGGCGCAGCCGCCUCGCGACUUUGAAUACUUCACAGAGGACGAGGAGAGUGAGUAG
Molecule: messenger RNA, 3480 nt
Organism: Durotheca rogersii
Lineage: Eukaryota; Fungi; Ascomycota; Sordariomycetes; Xylariales; Xylariaceae
Product: 26S proteasome regulatory complex, non-ATPase subcomplex, Rpn2/Psmd1 subunit
Exons: 3
Coding region: 1-3480 (1159 amino acids)
Biological process (GO): regulation of protein catabolic process; proteasome-mediated ubiquitin-dependent protein catabolic process
Cellular component (GO): proteasome storage granule; nucleus; proteasome regulatory particle, base subcomplex
Molecular function (GO): enzyme regulator activity
Source: RefSeq, a predicted model, not a curated record